Molecule: messenger RNA, 2832 nt
Organism: Chaetomium strumarium
Lineage: Eukaryota; Fungi; Ascomycota; Sordariomycetes; Sordariales; Chaetomiaceae
Product: SPX domain-containing protein
Exons: 4
Coding region: 1-2832 (943 amino acids)
Biological process (GO): polyphosphate metabolic process; phosphate ion transport; transmembrane transport
Cellular component (GO): membrane
Molecular function (GO): phosphate transmembrane transporter activity
Source: RefSeq, a predicted model, not a curated record
AUGGACCCACCUAUUGCCUUGUCUGCGUUGGUCGUCAGCGCCGCCAGCAAGACAUUGAAAAUACCACCACCGGCCGCAUCCCAGGAGCCCUCCUCUAGCCGAACGACAGGUCUUCGAGCGCAACGACAACCCACAUCGCACCCACAGACACGCUCAGGCUUUCUCGACAGGGGAGGGAGCACGCAGUGUGCGACGUUCGACAGCCCUCCCGAGCAAAUUGAGCUUACAGAAUACCCGGCCGCCAACCGAAAGUACCACGGCGCCAUACGGGAGCGUCAACUCAAGUACGACACCAAGCGGGCCGAGAAGCGUAAGUGGCUUGAGGAGCAAGACGAAAUGAAGUUCUCCCAUAGCAUCCAGUUCAACGCCGUUCCGGACUGGAGCAACCACUACAUUGCGUAUAGCAACCUCAAGAAGCUCAUAUAUCAGCUCGAGAAGGCCAUCCACCUACCGGCGGGCGACGCCGAGUCCCGACCGCUGAUCCAGAACGAUGACCCGGAAGCCAUCUUCGGCCGCGCUCUCGAUGUCGAACUGGAGAAGAUAACGUCCUUCUACGGCCUCAAAGAACAGGAGCUGUUCGACGAGGUCGCAUUACUUCUCAAAGACAUCGAUGAGUUCGAGGAAGGGCCUGGCGCAGCCGAGGGAGCUCGACCGUCCAGCGAGAGGCAACGCUCGGAGCGGCCCCAGAGCCAAAGCGCACGCAGUCAGCACUCGACCGAGGACGCAAUGGACGAGGAUAGCGAUGACGAAGGGGACGACGAAGAGACUGGCCUCACCUCCAGGAGGCGGAGGGGCAGCGUUGGGAAGCGGAGGUCGCUGGGAGACUCGAUGAUGGCCUCGACAAACAUGACAGCUUCCACGCGAUCACUGCGGCGGUAUAGUAUGAACUACGAUGACUAUGCCGAGCAAGCCGCGCUGUUCUCGUCGGGCAUCAUGCUGAAAAAGCGGAUGAUCAAUCUCUACGUUCAGCUGUGCGAGCUCAAGUCGUACAUCCAGCUCAACCAUACCGGCUUCCGCAAGGUCCUCAAGAAGUUUGACAAGAUCAUCGAUCGCCGGCUCCGGCCGAGGUACAUGAGCACCUUCGUUGACACUGCUCAUCCGUUCCGCCCUGAUACCGCCAAGGGGCUGGAGGAGCGAAUAUCUCUCAUUGUCGAUGCAUACACCUCUAUCGUGACCAAGGGCGACGGCGACGCAGCACUUCGGGAUCUGAGAUCGCACUUAAGGGAGCACGUCGUCUGGGAGCGGAACACAGUCUGGAGAGAAUUGAUCGGUCUGGAGCGGCGAGCCGAGGCUGCUAGGUUAGGACCCGCGCUUCUUGGGCGAGACACCGACCCCAAAACGACGCGGCUUCAGGGUGACGAGGAGAUAGUGCUGCCGACCAAAGUUGUAUCCACACCUCUAGGCCGCGUUGUCUGCCCGACCUGGCUGUUCACGACAACGACGCUCAAUCUCGUCAUCAUCGUCUCUCUCUUUUUCGCGCUCCUCUUCGUUCCAAUCAUGGAGAAGCCCGAACAGCAGAACUGCCUGGCGAUGCUGGUGCUCGUCAGUCUGCUCUGGGCCACCGAGGCGUUGCCUCUAUUUGUGACCUCGCUCAUCAUCCCCUUUCUAUGCGUCGUCUUGCAGGUGUUCCGCGACAAAGACAAGCCGCAUGCGAGGCUGGGCUCGAAAGAAGCUACCGCCGUCGUCUUUUCCGCCAUGUGGACACCGGUCAUCAUGCUUCUCCUUGGCGGCUUCACCCUGGCAGCAGCCCUCUCCAAGUGCAACAUCGACAAGCGCAUCGCUACCUUCGUCCUCAGCAAAGCCGGCACGCGCCCCAAAACCGUCCUCAUCGCCAACAUGGCCGUCGCCGCGGUAGCCAGCAUGCUGAUCAGCAACGUGGCCGCGCCCGUCCUCUGCUUCGGCAUCAUCGAACCCAUGCUCCGCAAUCUCCCGGCCGGCUCGGAUAUGUCCAAGGCCGUCAUCAUCGGCAUCGCCCUCGCCUCCAACAUCGGUGGCAUGCUCUCGCCCAUUGCGUCCCCGCAGAAUGUCGUCGCCAUUGGCAUCAUGCAGCCCGAGCCCACCUGGGGCCAGUGGUUCUUCAUCGUCAUCCCCGUCGGCGUUAUCUCCAUCUUGCUGAUCUGGGUCCUCUUGCUCGUGUCGUUCAAGCCUGGCAAGGGCACCACCAUCGUCCCUGUCCGCCCCGUCCGCGACCCCUUCACGGGGAUUCAGUGGUUCGUCUCAGCCGUGACCAUCGCCAUCAUCGGACUGUGGUGUGCCUCGCACAGCCUAGAAGGCGUCUUCGGCGACAUGGGCGUCAUCGCCAUCAUUCCCAUCGUAUUGUUCUUCGGCGUCGGAAUCCUCACCAAGGAAGACUUCAACAACUUUCCCUGGACCAUCAUCAUGCUGGCCGCAGGUGGUCUCUCCUUAGGCAAGGCGGUCAACUCCUCCGGCCUGCUACACACCGUUACCAAGAUCAUAACGGAGCGUGUCCAAGAGUACAGCCUAUAUGGCAUCCUGGUCGUGUUCUCGAGCUUGAUCCUCGUCAUCGCCACCUUCAUCAGCCACACCGUCGCCGCCCUGAUUAUCCUGCCGCUGGUAUACGACGUCGGAAAGGGUCUGGAGCAGCCUCAUCCUAACCUGUUGGUCAUGGCGGGCGUGCUGAUGUGCAGCGCCGCCAUGGCCCUCCCCACGAGCGGGUUUCCUAACAUGACUGCCAUCAUGAAGGAGGACCCGGCCGGCCAGCGGUACUUGCAGGUCAAGCACUUCAUCAAAGUCGGCGUGCCCAGCAGUUUACUUACCCUUGUGGUGGUGGUUACUGUGGGGUAUGCUGCCAUGAGGGUAACUGGUAUGUAA